UCAGUGCAGCAGUAAAGAAGCCAAAGGCACACAACUCUUUUUGUUUGAGGGAUGCUCUGCACCAACAAAGGAAGGAGUUUUCCAUACACUGGGUGGUAAUUACAGUAGCAUUCUUUUUCUAGAAGCCUCUAAGACAUCUGCCACAUCACACAGUUGCGUCAAGCAGUGAGCAGCGUUAAAAAAACAAAAAAACAUGCUUUUUGGACUUUUGGGGCUGUUUCUGGCUUUGACAAAAAGUUGUUGGUGUGCACCACAGCAAACCUGCCAGCCAGGAGACCAGUUUUUGGGAAGAUGCAGCAACACUAUGACUGAAGAAAAACCUACUUGCACGGAGCUGCACCUGAGCUACUGUCAUGAUGUAGGAUACUCUAGAACAAUAUUUCCCAACAUCCUCGGCCACCGGACUCGUAUUGAAGCAGAGUCAGGGGCCGAGUACCUUCUCCUGAGUGUCAUCCAUGGACUCCUCAAAGGCGAGUGCUCCCCUGACAUGCGUCUGGUGGGCUGCUCGGUGCUGGCAUCGCCCUGUCAGGAUGACAAGAUGAUCAAGCCAUGCCGCAGCACGUGCGAGGCCCUGAGGAGGGACUGUUCCCAUACCCUGGAGGCCGUCGACAUGGCCUGGCCUUACUUCCUGGACUGUGACCGCUUCUUUGCCAGCGACCAAGAAGGCUGCUUUGACCCGCUGGCGGCGCUGAAAGCCAAGCAGGAGCUUUCAAGGUCCAGCCUUUCAGCCGAAGAGCCGAGCACCAUCAUCCAGUUCACGUACUCGUCUAACACUCAGAUGUACGCCCUGCUGAAGAGAACGACAGCCAAGUGCUCAGACAUCUCUCAAGUUUACAGCAUUGGGCGAAGCACCGAGGGCCGAGAUUUACUGGUCAUCGAGUUUUCCAACAAUCCAGGACAGCACGAACUGGUGGAGCCAGAGGUCAAGCUCAUAGGCAACAUGCAUGGCAAUGAAGUACUGGGCCGCCAGUUGCUCAUCUACCUGGCUCAGUACCUGUGUUCAGAAUACACCUUGGGGAACCAGCGAGUUCAAGCACUCAUCAACAACACCCGCAUCCACAUCCUGGCCUCCAUGAACCCAGAUGGCUAUGAGCUGGCCGCCGCAGAGGUAGAGGAUAACAAUGACCCGGAGCUCAUCAACCAGGAAGGUCACUUAAUGAACGGUUGGACAAAUGGUCGCGCAAACGCCCAGAACAUCGACCUGAACCGCAACUUUCCUGACCUCACAUCGGUCUUCUACCGGAACCGUCGGAGCAGGCACUACCGCACUGACCACAUCCCAAUUCCUGACGCCUACUGGUUUGGGAAGGUGGCGCCAGAGACCUUUGCAGUGAUGAAGUGGACCAGGUCACUCCCCUUCGUCCAGUCCGCCAGUCUCCAUGGUGGAGAACUGGUGGUCUCCUACCCCUUCGACUUCUCCAGGCACCCACACGAGGAGAAGAUGUUCUCCCCCACUCAAGAUGAACGGAUGUUCAAGCAGUUAGCUCGGACCUACGCCGAUGCCCACGCCACCAUGUCCAACAAUGACACCGACAGGUGCGGAGCCAACUUUUACCGGACCAGGGGUAUCAUCAACGGGGCGCUGUGGUACAGUUUUGCAGGAGGCAUGUCAGACUUUAACUACCUGCACACAAAUUGCCUGGAGAUCACAGUGGAGCUCGGCUGUGACAAAUUCCCUUCUGAAGCCGAGCUUUACCCAGAAUGGAAGAGGAACAAGGAAGCCUUGCUCAGUUUUCUUGAGUCGGUCCAUCGGGGGAUUAAAGGAGUAGUGAAGGACGUUGAUGGUAAUGGGAUCAAAGGCGCCACCAUUUCUGUCAGAGGGAUUCGAAAAGAUGUCACCACAGCUGAAAGUGGAGACUACUGGCGGCUGCUGAGCCCUGGUACUCACAUUCUGACCGCCACAGCUAAAGGUUACUCCCGGGUCAGCAAGCGGGUUCAUUUACCCCACAACAUGAACAAGGCCGGACGUGUGGACUUUGUCUUGAAGAAGGUUCCACUGGAGCCGGAUAUUGACGAUCACCUCUUCCCCAUCACGGACACAUGGGAUCGAUUUGACCCUUACAACCAGUUUGAGCGCGACGGCGAGCCAGAUGUGGCUGAGGGGGGCAUCGAGCGGCAGGAAAAACCCUGGUGGUGGAGCUACUUCUCCCAGUCUGGCAUCGCACCUCCAAACUGGCUGUUGCGAAAUGUCUAAACUCACCAUGUGUCACACAGCAUUUGUGUAGCAGUUCCAGAUAUAUCCAACAAAACAUAUAAAGGCUUUCUUCCGCCAGAUAUUUCAACAUGCAAAUUACUUGUUUUUGUUUUACGGAAAUCGUCUCCAAACAAUAUCGCAAUAACAAAGGGAGUACUGGCAGCUGCAAUAAAAUUGCACAUAAAUUGUUGUUAUAUACAGUCUGGUUACCUAAUAGGCCCCAAAACUAUGGAAGUAGAAUUGUCUCACAUCAACUUAUAUAUAUCAAUAUGAUAUUAAUACAUAUGCAUAUAUACAAAUACAAACGUGAUAUACAAAUAAAUUAAUAAUUUGUAUACACUACCGUUCAAACGUUUGGGGUCACAUUGAAAUGUCCUUAUUUUUUAAGGAAAAGCACUGUAUUUUUCAAUGAAGAUAACUUUAAACUAGUCUUAACUUUAAAGAAAUACACUCUAUACAUUGCUAAUGUGGUAAAUGACUAUUCUAGCUGCAAAUGUCUGGUUUUUGGUGCAAUAUCUACAUAGGUGUAUAGAGGCCCAUUUCCAGCAACUAUCACUCCAGUGUUCUAAUGUUACAAUGUGUUUGCUCAUUGGCUCAGAAGGCUAAUUGAUGGUUAGAAAACCCUUGUGCAAUCAUGUUCACACAUCUGAAAACAGUUUAGCUCGUUACAGAAGCUACAAAACUGACCUUCCUUUGAGCAGAUUGAGUUUCUGGAGCAUCACAUUUGUGUGGUCAAUUAAACGCUCAAAAUGGCCAGAAAAAGAGAACUUUCAUCUGAAACUCGACAGUCUAUUCUUGUUCUUAGAAAUAAAGGCUAUUCCACAAAACUUUUGAACGGUAGUGUAAAUAAACGCGUAUUUGAAAAUAUAUAUUUUUGAGAUUUGAAAAUAUAUACAAAUAAAAUGUAUACAUAUAAAAAUGUGACAUACAUAUAAAUCAAGAAUUUGUAUAAAUAAACGUGUUUUCGUAAAUAUAUUUUUGAGAUUUGAAUACAAAUAUGCUUGAUUUUGUAUUUGUAUUUGUACUCAAUUUGCAUAUGUGGAUCGCUUUUUUGCUUUUGUGUCG
Entelurus aequoreus (snake pipefish) is the source of this 3259-nucleotide messenger RNA. RefSeq names its product carboxypeptidase Z (gene cpz). The record is from RefSeq and is a predicted model, not a curated record. The transcript is spliced from 13 exons. The coding region runs from base 194 to 2194 and encodes 666 amino acids. Lineage: Eukaryota; Metazoa; Chordata; Actinopteri; Syngnathiformes; Syngnathidae. Gene Ontology annotation, biological process: proteolysis. Gene Ontology annotation, molecular function: zinc ion binding; protein binding; metallocarboxypeptidase activity.